Xiphias gladius (swordfish) is the source of this 844-nucleotide messenger RNA. RefSeq names its product valosin containing protein lysine (K) methyltransferase (gene vcpkmt). The coding region runs from base 20 to 688 and encodes 222 amino acids. Gene Ontology annotation, biological process: peptidyl-lysine methylation. The transcript has 5 exons. NCBI's taxonomy places the organism in Eukaryota, Metazoa, Chordata, Actinopteri, Istiophoriformes, Xiphiidae. Gene Ontology annotation, molecular function: protein-lysine N-methyltransferase activity. The record is from RefSeq and is a predicted model, not a curated record. Gene Ontology annotation, cellular component: cytosol; cytoplasm.
UGUUCCUGUCGCGAACAACAUGGCGGCUGACGCAGAUGAAAGUGAAUAUUUUGUGAGAGAAAUUGAGAAAAACGACGGUUUGGCCUUAAAAGUGAAGCAGUGCUACCUAGGUGAUGUUGGCUGCGUGGUCUGGGAUGCAGCCAUCGUCCUUGCGAAAUACUUAGAGACGAAACAAUUUUACGAUCCGUCUGGGGGAGUGAAUUUCUGGGCCGGCAGGAGUGUGGUGGAGUUGGGAGCUGGGACAGGAGUAGUUGGUCUGAUGGCAGCAACACUGGGAGCUCAAGUUACCGUGACAGACCUGGAGGAUUUGCAGACUCUGCUGAGAGUGAACAUCCAGGAAAAUCAAACACUUAUCAGUAGUGGAUCCAUAACUGCCAAGGUACUGAAAUGGGGUGAAGAUGUGUCUGAGUUCUUGCCUCCCCCACAUUAUAUCCUUAUGGCAGAUUGCAUCUAUUAUGAGCAGUCAGUUGUUCCACUGGUGGAGAGCUUGAAGCUGCUCUCUGGACCGGACACCUGCAUUAUUUGCUGCUAUGAGCAGCGCACUCAGGGCGUCAACCCAAAAGUGGAAAGGCAGUUUUUUGAGUUGCUUAAACAACACUUCAGCUGUGAGGAGAUCCCUUCAGAAAAACAAGAUCCAGAGUUUUGCAGUCCAGACAUCCACAUCCUGCACAUCCGAAGAAAAGUCUAAGUUCGUCUGGUGAAAUUUGUGCGUACGGUAAUUAGUGUUCCACACUGGUACCACAUGAAAAUCUGAUUGUGAAAUUGAAAAUCUAAAGUCUGUACUGGCCUGUGUAGAAUAUUCAGUGUAUCUUCAUUUCUGCAUUUUUUUUUUUUACUUUUUUUU